AUUUCGUCGUCUCUGGUGCUUGCUAAUUAAUAUUUAAUAGCUGUAGCAAGCCAGAUAGAACGAUUGUUCUAUAGUAUUAGUGGCGCAAUGUAUAGAGAGAAAUGAGAGACGGAGAGAGGGGUAGGGGGCACUCACGAGUUGUGAUGUGAGGAGAGCCGACGUCACGGGCUUACUGCUCAAGACGGGCUCUGUAACCUGCAUGUAAGGGCAGUUAUCGACGAUCUUUCUCACAUAGGGCACCAUCUGCAUUCAUUGUUGGUCCGAACACCUGGGUGCUGGAUACAGCUCCGAGAUGUUUUAUGUCGGCGUCAGGGUGUGCGCUGCUCCAGCCCUCGUUUCUCUGCUUCUUCUGGGCUUCGCAGUCGCCUCUUCUGAUGUGUUUGAUACGCAUCAAGGCGACAUCAGUUACUGCAAAAAGCGAUGCCAGAUGGCCGCCAAAAACAAAAACACCGCUAAAGAUGCCGUGCUGAACGCCUGUCACCGUGGCUGCCUGCUUUUCUCAAUCUGCCAGUUUGUAAACGGCAAUGCGGGAUUCAAUGCCAGCAAGGAGGAGUGUCAUGGAGCUUGCCGGGAGGCGUACGGUCGGCCGGCCGAGCUGGAGGCAUGCGACAGAGGCUGCGGAAGCCAACGCUCGGAGGCGGAGAGCAGGAGGAGGAGGCUGAAAGCGCUGGUUCGUCGCUCCCGGCCACGCUCCGUCGUGGACUUGCUGUCCAGCUGGUGCAGUGAUGUCAUCAGUUCGGCUCAGAGUCUCAUCUCCUCCAGCUGGACCCUCUACCUGCGGGUGGAUGACGGCAAAGUGGUCACGCUCCAGGCCCAGCCGGAGGGUGCAUACCAUUUACCCAAGCUGCAAGUGCCUCGAUCCGACGUGUCCCACACCCAAAGACCCCACGCGGGUGAGGGCGACCCCCCUGCAUGUCUGCAGCACGGGCCCCACGCCGUGACACACCCUCAUGUUCUGACGACAUUGGCUGUACUUUGCGGAGCAGACUUUGAAGAGGCAUGUGUGUGUGUGAAGCAGCACGGCGGGAAGGCCGGGUUCGCACCGGGGGGGAAGCUGAGACCCGCAGUCCAACACGCCGGUGAAGCCGCUGACGAGCACGACUUCCUGGGCUGUAUGUCACGGCGCUCUGGGCUGCCUCGGUGGAUACUGGCCAGCUGCAUCUUCCUCUCCAUCAUGGUUAUGCUGUGGCUGAGCUGUGCAAGCCUGGUCACUGCACCCGAGCAGCACGUCAAGGCGCAGUUGAGCAUCAAUGGAGAUAAGGACUUCUGGGAGGAUGUCCAGAAAGUCGCACCCUACCAUGUGACCCCUGUGAUUGCUGUGGCCGUCAGCCAAUCGGAUGCGGGCAAGGAAGUUGGGCCCCUCCCAGUCAAGGUGGACUUGAGCAAGGCCACGAUCUGAGAGAGCAUUCCGCUGGACCACGGCUGAGGCGAAAAGUCUUCUGUCAUGAUUGAUUUUCGCACUGAACGGGGGGCUGCAUUGGCCGGCUAAUGGUGGGUAAUGAAAAUAAAAAGCUGGCGUCUGUCCUUGAGUACAGUUGCAGAGCCCUGCACGGUGUUACUGGACAGUGUUACUGGACAGUGUUACUGUAACGAAAGUACGACUAUGAGCAGCUACUAAGCUUGAACGUAAGCAGUGUAUAUUUAUUUACUUGUUUUUAUUUAUGUAUUUAAAAUAUAACUAAUGCUGAAUCCUUUUCAUAAAAUCAUCACAGAAAUUUGUCUUAAUCUAGUACCCUUCCCAAUGCCAUUGCCCCUUAGUACUUAACAAAAGUUUAACAUUAACUCUGCAAGUAGAAUUUACAUUAUUUAAAUUGGAAACAGCAUUUGCUUUGGAAACCAAUUAACGUUACACAAAAAAAUACUUGGUUAGAAUAAUCCAGCAGGCAUUAGAGGACAAGGACUGAAAAAUCCCAAGGUAGGUAGAUGAAAGAACAAAGUUCUGCAGGGAUGCAAGGCCAGCCGGCUGAGGUUUCAUCCUGUGCACGCUAACCUUAUAGGAUUAGGAUAAUUGUUUAACGUCAGCUGAAAAAGAACUGCAGAAUGUUGAAAUUAGUGUAAAGUGCUUCAAGUUUGUUUUGCGAAAAAUGCACAUUUGUAAUACUUUAUUGUUGUACUGUGUAACUUUUGUUUUUUAGACAUAAUUAAAUUUGCAUCAUUGCAUUUGUUUACAUAGAGACAGUGAGACACAACAGACCUUCUCGGCAGAACCCCCCCUCCCCAUAACCUUUGUUAAUGUCUGGAAAAGGUUCUUCUCUCUGGUUUUCAUUUGAUGUAUUAUUUAUUCAGUAACAAAAAUGCAUGUUUUGUAUGUUUUAAUAGUUUAAAUCUGCUCAACAUUUCAAUGGGGCAGAAAAAUACAGUAAUUUGUGACUUGUAUGUUUCUCCUGUUUAAACAUAUUGAAUCGAUAGUAUAAUAGUCUUUAAAAAAAAACUAAGAAGAAAUUUAAAAGCCGUUCAAAAUCGAUAAAGCCACAAUUUUUUAUUAACUAAAUAACAUUGAUUUUUGUUGACUGGUUGUUUUCAAUAAUACGUGUUUCCUAAGAUGCUAAAAUAAAGAUGCAUUGCUGUUAGUA
Molecule: messenger RNA, 2573 nt
Organism: Paramormyrops kingsleyae
Lineage: Eukaryota; Metazoa; Chordata; Actinopteri; Osteoglossiformes; Mormyridae
Gene: tmem59l
Product: transmembrane protein 59-like
Source: RefSeq, a predicted model, not a curated record